Molecule: messenger RNA, 3087 nt
Organism: Haliotis rufescens (red abalone)
Lineage: Eukaryota; Metazoa; Mollusca; Gastropoda; Lepetellida; Haliotidae
Exons: 5
Coding region: 1-780 (259 amino acids)
Biological process (GO): neuron apoptotic process; intrinsic apoptotic signaling pathway in response to oxidative stress
Cellular component (GO): mitochondrion
Source: RefSeq, a predicted model, not a curated record
AUGUCUGCGCCCAUGAGAUGCAUGAGAGCAAUGUUUCAUCACAUUUACCUCCGAAAUGUGUGUCAUAAAUGUUGGAGAAACUUACGCUCUGGAAAGAAGUUAUUGAUGUCUAACGCGCUGAGAGGAUCUUUUAUGAUUUCUGCCUCUGUUCUAGGUCCACAGACCUCGGAAAUAAAAAUGACUCCCCCUGACCCGACCACCUUGACACACUCCUACCUCAUCAAGAAUGCAUCCACGGUUGCCAUGGAUGCAUCUUCGACAGUGUUGUCCCAAGUUGUUGCCAGCAUCAUCCAAACAGAGAAGGAAUAUACACAGACUAUGGAGGAGCUGAGUGAGUUGCUGGAGUUUCAGCUCCAGGUUCUGGGGCAUGGGAGUCCUCAGGAGCAGCAGGUGUGGGAUGACAUCAUUGCCACAAGGGACAGACUGACCACAAUCAAACAAACACAGCAGGACCUGGAAACUCUGUACUCCAGUGUUGAGAAGCUGAUGGACUCAUCUGGGGAGGUGGCAUUCUUCGCAGGUGCACAGUACGCCACAACAUGUACGGGAGAGCGUUUGUACAGUGCCAAGUCUCACAUUGCCGAAGUCAAAGCCGCAUCUAAACAAGCAGAAGACUUGCUUAAUCUCCUGGAAGUAAAGGUCAUUGAAGAGACGUCCAAGCAGGAGGAGAAGAAGAAGAAAAGGCAUGCUGCUGAUGAGGAACCACCAGCCCAAUUCAUUGACUUAGACCUAGAGAAUCAGAGCAAUGAGGAUGAAUCCUCACAACGCUCGGACUCAUGACAUCAGAUGUCAAGUGGAUGACUGGGGUGACUCAAGAGCUCUUGUAGGAGUCUGAGACCAAUGAGGAUUGGAUGAUUACAAAGUGUGACAUGGUUGAUUGGGUUGGAUGAUUACAAAGUGGGUUGAUUGGGUGUUAAUGAGACCCAAAGCAAAGAUUGUUGCUGAUGUUAUCAGUCACUGCUCAUGACUGGUUUGCCUGGCCAAGACUUAAUGUUCACAGACUGCUGGAGUGUAGCUGGACUACAGCUGUGUAAAACACCAUUCAAUCACUUUUACUAUGGUAUUUACAGCUAAAAGCAAUAAAAGUCAAUCUGAACAGUACAGGUGCUUUCACAUAAAGACAAAUAUUAGUCAAGAGUGAAAUAUGUUUCAUGCAGUACUGCCAUCCGAUGUCACAACUAACUUCUAUUGAGGACAUCUGACAUAUUUUGCUGACGAUGAAGUUCUUUCUACAACCAGAGCUAUGUUGAAGGUCAUCUGCCUUGAUAUGGAUGUUUAUGUUAGAAGUCUCCAUGACAGGUAGUUGGGAUAGAGUUGUGUCCCUUAGCCAUGCAAGGAUCUGCUGGUCUCAGACUUUACCCCCCAUGUGAAGCCAAUGAGCAGGGACAGGGUGCUUACAAACCAAGAAACAUAAUCAUCUGGGAUUUGAACCCAUUACCAUAGUUUCUUGCAUGUCUAAGGGAUGCAACUUGUGUGGGAUGGUGUCUUGAACUAGGACAACUGAGCCAAAUAAAGUACUCAUGUAUUUACUUACAAACUCUACUGCUAGAUAUUGGAUGUUAUUUCAAGUUUUUGUUAUAUAAAUAACAACAAUAAUGAAUAUUGUAACAGUUUUAUUCAUAAAAAGAAUGUAAAGUUUUAAUAAGGUAAUGAAAAUAUCUUUGACUCUGCACUCAUGAUUUUGCUUUCACACUAAUGAUAAAUUGCACUCCAUGGAUUUCGUAUUCCCUAUAUAUGCAGAAUUCUGUAUCAAAUGAAACCACAUACAGGGCUGCUUUGUAAAUAAGCAACUUUUUAACAAGCAGGAUACAUACAAAGUAGGCAUAACUAUAUCUGCAUAAACUACUAAUGUCUUGUUAUUAUGGUAUACAGAAAAUAAUAUAUAUAUAUUUGUACUCAGUAAAUGUUUUUGACGAAAAACUUGUUUGUGAAUUUUGUCAUUCCCUGCUGUAGUGCAACAAAACUUCUGUUCUUUUUGUAUUUUCUUUGUAACCAGCUUAUCCUUCUCAGCAGCAGAUGGAAUAAAUUUGCGGACACAUAGAGCACUUGAUACAGAAUAACACUUGUCAGUUGUAUUAAAGACAGUGGAAUAGUAACAGCCUGAACAUGGCAGAAUGGACAACUCAUAUCUCCUUCCAAAUAAUGAAAGGUUGGAAAAGAAUACAACAAGAUGACUCAUAGGCAAUGACUUUCAGUGUAGUAGUCCAUUUGCAGUUAAGUUUAGAAAAGCAUAAAAAUCUAGUUCAGGUUAUUUUACUGAUGACUGCUUUGCCAAAGAUGCAUGAGUGAGUUGUGUUUAUGCCACUUUUUACAGUGGCGGUCAGCAUGUGAAAAGACUGAAAUAAUACAGGUCUUGGAUGUUUACAACUAUGUAAAACUCACAGCCAUAUGCUGACAAACCAACGAUCACAAUCAGGGUGAAUCAGGGAUUCUAACCCAUGGUCAUAAGAUCCUCACUCACCAAGGGGACCUAACUCUGCAUAUCACAUUGCAGCACACAUGACUACUGUGCCGACAUACCCUACAUGAAGUAUGAACAUAUUUGAGUAUAUUUUGUUUACAUGUAUGGAAACCAUGGUGCUAGUGAAAGAAAGGUGGUAUCAAGUUUCAGCCCAUCCCCACAAAGGAUACAUAAACAUUCAAUAUUGUACAGGUCAAAUAUUUUCUGCUAGUGACAUUUUGAUCUGUUUCGUGAACAUUUUGGUUCACAUGAAUACAUCAGUUCCUUGCUCUGCAAAGUGUUGAUAAUAAGGAACAAGCACUGUAACAUUCUUCUAAAACAGUGUCUUAAAUAACAGCACUACUAUAUGGUAGGGGGAAAAUGUUUCAACAGGUAACAUGGUACAUGGUACACUUUGAUUGAAUCAACAUAGAGUUUAAGUACUUAACUACAUAAUAAAUAAUGGCAUGUCACUUGAAGCCCAAAAGGACCAUCCAUUUGAUACACCAUAGUGUAUGGAUUUGCCUGGGAUGUUAUUUUUUUCUUCAUUUGUUCCAGGAAAUAUUGGAAAAUACCAAAUUUGCCUCAGUUUAAAAAUAAUAAUCGAUUGAUGGACGUCCUUUUGUGUUGAUCCUUUUUCAGAAAAA